This is a messenger RNA of Blumeria graminis f. sp. triticale, 333 nucleotides long. Lineage: Eukaryota; Fungi; Ascomycota; Leotiomycetes; Helotiales; Erysiphaceae. The record is from the annotation of a GenBank genome assembly.
AUGGUUGUUCCAGCUGGAUUACACAUGAGUGCCCCCUCAACAUUUGAUAAAUUCAAAAUGGGUGCCAUGAUGGGCAGCACCGUUGGCUUAAUCAUCGGCUUUAUAUUUGGAUCUGUCAAUAUCAUGCGAUUUGGAGCUGGACCAAGCGGUAUUACUCGGACUCUUGGGAAUUAUAUGAUUGGAUCAGGUGCCACAUUUGGAUUCUUCAUGUCAAUUGGAAGCAUAAUCAGGACAGAUACGGUCUCUCAACAUGCAAUUAAUUCUUUUGCUCUAUCUCGUGGUCAGCCCAUUACUUAUCUACCUAGGAAUAAGAUGUAUCAAAAUCGUCACUAG